AUGAUUAAAAUUUCUCCGUAUGUUCCAUACAUAUAUAAAUGUACAAAAGUAAAAAGUUUGAAUAACUUCUAUUACCAUAUAAAGAAAAAAGAUUAUAUUGAUUUAAUUAAUUUUUCCAAAGGACUGUAUCUUCUCUUGUGUAAUAAUUUCAUUAAAAAUGAUGACUUGUUAAUAACUUUUGCAAAAAAAAUAUUCAGAGACAUUUCCGAGAUAAGAUUCGUUGAAACGAACAAAAGAGAUCUAUGUCUUUUAAUGCUGUUGUACAUAAAGUGCAAAAAAGGAUGUAAAACAUUUGUUCUUGAACAAAGCACAAUUAAAUACAUAAGUUGUAUUGUUGAAGAAAACAUAGACAAUUUUGAUGAAGACGACCUUUCUACCGUUUUGAGUUUUUUAAAAUGCACAGUUAAUUGUAAAUUAUACUCAGGAGGAAAAAGUUUAGAAAAAAAUAAUGUAAAUGAAAAAAUAUUAAGACAGAUAAUUGAGCGAAGUACAAAUUAUUUGGACAAUUUUAAACAAACCAAAAAUCUAUGCAUCCUGUAUAGCUAUUUAUGUAGAGAGAAUAUAAGUGUUAAAUUACAUAAUAAAUUUCUUAAACGAAUUUUUAACGAUUUGGACAAAUGCGAAGAUACGGACGUAACAAAUAUUAUUUUUAAUUUCUAUUACAUAAAUAGUUUUUUUUUUAAGAAUUUUUUAAAUAAAAUAUGUGAAUUUUUUGCAAAUAAAGAGAAAAAACGAGAAAUAAGAAUUGAAAACUCCAAAAAAAAAAUAUUAUUAUGUUGUAAAUUAAAAGGGAAAAAUGCUGGUCAUGUAACUACGGAUAAAGCAUAUAAAGAAGACAAACUGGGGUAUGAACAGAAAAGCGAAAAAUAUGGGAAUACAGUAGUUUGCUACAGUGAGAAAGAGGAAUAUAACAAUAACAGUGAUACUUGUUUGAAUUCCUUUCUUAAUUGUAGCUCUUAUUUUUUGCAUAAUAAAAAUAGCUCUAAUUUGGAGGAGAACAAUAAAUGUUUCAGGAGCAUAAGCUAUGGUAAUUUAUUUAACAUUUACAACUGUAACGUGUACGUGUACAGCUUUAUUAACAAUUAUAAUUCAAUUUUUUUAAAUAGAAAAAUAGCUAAAUUAAGAGAUCGAUGUAAUUUCAUUGAUAAUAUUUGGAAAAAUUGCAGACUCGUGUAUACAUUUUACUCCAAUUUUCAACUCCAUAUGAGUAGAGAAGUAGAUUGUAACAUACGUGUAGACAGUAUUGAAAGCAUCAUAAAAAAUAAGGAUUCUAUUAACAUAAAUAAGAUGAAGUUAUAUAACUGUAAUUUUUUUUGCUCUGAUAAUAUAAAAGUGCUCAUAUAUAUAUACGCGAAUGGCAUAAAUUAUUACAGACACUAUUUUAAUCAGUGCAGAGAAUUUUUGAAUAAUUACAUAGUCUACAUGCUACAAGAAGAUGGCAAAAAGGGGGGGGGAAAAACGGCGGUAAAAAGAGAAAAAGUAAAAGAAGAAGAAGAACAAGAAGAAAAAGAAAAAGAAGAACAAGAAGAACAACAGCAAGAACAACAGCAGCAGCAGCAACAACAACAACAGCAGAAGCAACAACAGCAGCAGCAACAACAACAACAACAACAACAGCAGCAGCAACAACAACAACAGCAGCAACAACAACAACAGCAACAACAACAGCAGCAACAACAGCAGCAACAACAGCAACAACAACAGCAGCAACAAACGGAACUAAUAAAUAACGAACAUGUGUACAUCAUGCUGAACGUUUUAAACCAAAUGAACGUAAGAAAUAAAACAAUUUUUAACUUAAUUAAUGAUAAUUUUAAAAGAAACAAAAAAAAUUAUUCUUUGAAGACAACUAUACUGUUGUUACAGUACUCCUUUUGCUACAAAUGCAAUGAUACAUUUUAUCUUCGACUUUACAAACACAUAAACGAAAUAAUAAACGAACAGACAUUUUAUACGAACACUACUUUACCGAAUAAUUAUGGAAUACUAUUUUUUCCUCCUUUUCUUCUGAAUGAGGGAAUACAUAAAAUAUAUAUAAAAACAUUUUUAAAAUGUGUCAAAUGUUAUUGCAAAAAAAGUGUAAAUAUACAAACAUACAAAUUAAAUGAAGAGCUAUUAUUUUUUAGUUUAUGUUAUAACAUUUUACUGUAUAAGGAGAAUAAAAAGGUAUUUUUAAAAUAUUUUAAAUUAAAAGAUUUAAGAAUAAUUUAUGAACUUUUUCACAAAUUUGAAAAAAUAACAAAAAAAAAUUCAUUAGAUUUAAAUAACACAAAAACAAAAAAGUUAAAUGUUUGUUAUUUUUUUUUUUUUCUUCAAAAGAAUAAUAUUAAGAAAUUGGAAAAAUAUAUUGAAAUAGCCUUAGUCCAAAAAGAGAAUAUGUACAUAAAUUUUCUUAAUUUUUUUAAAAUACACACAAAUUAUUCCUAUGUGUAUAUAGACUAUGAUAACUAUUAUUAUAUUCCAUCUAUCGCCCCAUCCGUAAUAAUGCACACUUAA
This is a messenger RNA of Plasmodium malariae, 2496 nucleotides long. RefSeq names its product conserved Plasmodium protein, unknown function. The transcript is spliced from 2 exons. Lineage: Eukaryota; Apicomplexa; Aconoidasida; Haemosporida; Plasmodiidae. The coding region runs from base 1 to 2496 and encodes 831 amino acids. The record is from RefSeq and is a predicted model, not a curated record.